AUGGUGUUAAAUCCACUGAUCAGAAGUGUUUUGAAUCUUGUAGCUCUGGCAUGGGCAGACAUAUUAAUUGCGUACGCCAUGUGGAUGCUCAUGAUCUAUUUAACAGAUGUAUGGAAGCUUGCUUUCACAUACUCUGCUGGCAUUAUCAAUGUAUACAUGGGUCUAACUGGCAUUAUGCCCCUAUUUAUGCAAUUCAUUGCCGAUACAGGAAUGGGCUUCUUGACAAUGUCAACACCACCCGUACUUUCUAAGCUUACCGGAACAUGUGGUUCCUAUGAGCCUGAAUGCAUUGGUGACACUCAACAUAUACUCUUUUACGCUGCACUAGCUCUAAUAGCUGUGGGAACAGCUGGACAUGUGACUUCUUUAGCUAGUUUCCUUGGUGAACAAUUAAUGGAUGCCAUUGAGAAUAUCUCCACCAGAUCAAUCAUCUCUGCUUAUAUUGGAAAUAUUGUAACAUUUUUUGUCAGCGUGGUUGCAGUUCUUGGAUUACCAUAUAUAAAGCCAUGGUCACUUCAUUUUGGGAUUCCAACCAUAUGUAUCCUGGUUGCAACAAUAAUAUUCCUUAGCGGAUCUCGUACAUAUGCAUAUGUUGGACCCCAAGCAUUGUACUUCAGUGUUUCCGGGUUGUUUUGUGGAUUUAAUACUCGAACUGUGGCUCCCGUAAUUGGAAUAAUGGUAUCAAUGGUACUAGGUGCACUAUGCUGUGUUACUGCUGCAAAGGUCGAAUCCCAUAGGCUUCAUGUGGUUAAAAGCCAUGGUUUACUGGAUAAGCCCGAUGAGAGAAUUCCUUUGUCCGUCUUCUGGUUACUUCCUCAAUUUAUCCUCCUUGGUGCUGUAGAGGGCAUGUUUGAAAUCAGUGCAGCUGCUUUCUUCGAUCUUUAUUUCACUCCCGCCUUGAACAGGUACAUGCUCCUUUUUGGCUGUGUUGUGCAUGGGCUGGGAUGCAUAGGCAGUAUACUUUCGGUCUACGCAGUGGGUAAGGUGAGUGAAAGGGGAGGAAUGCCGAGUUGGUUCCAGGAUACCCUCAAUAAGAGUAGGCUCGAUAAUUACUACUGGUUUCUGUGCUGCCUCUGCGCCAUAAACCUCGUCAUGUAUGUGGUAAUGAGGUUUUGGUAUGCCUGGAGGAGUACAGAUGCAACAAGACCAAGAUGA
Molecule: messenger RNA, 1155 nt
Organism: Coffea eugenioides
Lineage: Eukaryota; Viridiplantae; Streptophyta; Magnoliopsida; Gentianales; Rubiaceae
Product: protein NRT1/ PTR FAMILY 5.5-like
Exons: 3
Coding region: 1-1155 (384 amino acids)
Biological process (GO): transmembrane transport
Cellular component (GO): membrane
Molecular function (GO): transmembrane transporter activity
Source: RefSeq, a predicted model, not a curated record